Messenger RNA from Poeciliopsis prolifica (blackstripe livebearer), 454 nucleotides. Its product is annotated as myocyte-specific enhancer factor 2D-like. The coding region runs from base 133 to 444 and encodes 103 amino acids. The record is from RefSeq and is a predicted model, not a curated record. Lineage: Eukaryota; Metazoa; Chordata; Actinopteri; Cyprinodontiformes; Poeciliidae. The transcript has 2 exons.
GGUCGGACCGAACCGAACCGCGCCUGAUUCCCCGGCGGGGCGUCGCCAGCAGGUAUAAGAGGCCGAGCAGAACCAGAGCCAGAGCACAUCGAUCCCUGAUCUCUUCCUGAACCAGAACCAGACGCUGCAGACAUGAACUUCCUGAAAAACGCGGUUGGAGGCGAUAAUUUGGGCAAAGUUGCCGGGCAGAAAGCGGGUGAGUUUGUGGAGCAAAAGGUGGAUGAGUUCAUGGGUGGAAAAAAAGGACAAGAGCAGCAGCAGAAGCCGCAGCAGCCGCAGCAGCCGCAGAAGCCGCAGAAGCCGCAGCAGCCGCAGCAGCCGCAGAAGCCGCAGCAGCCGCAGCAGCCGCAGAAGCCGCAGCAGCCGCAGCAGCCGCAGCAGCCGCAGAAGCCGCAGCAGCAGGAAGGAGAUCAAGGAUGCUUCGGUCUGGGAGACGCGCUGUGAUGGUUGGCAA